CCAAAAAAUACCCAAAGGGAAAAUCAACAUGCCAACCCAACACCGCAUCCUCGCCCUCGUUUUCCACGAGUUCGAGACCCUCGACCUCUUCGGGCCCCUGGGCGCUAUUGUCCCGCGCAGCGACUACUACACACUCGAGCUGGUCAGCCUCCACAACCUCGAUUCGCCCAAGGGGCUCGAGACCUCCCUGAAGAACAGCAUCGGGGUGCUGCCCACGCUGACGCUCGCCGAGGCGCUCGACGAGGCCCACGAGUUCGAUACCUUGUUCAUCCCCGGGGGGUUCGGCAUGAUGCCGCUAGUCUGGGACCCGAUGCUGCUGCAGCGGAUUGGGCAGCUGGUGGAUCGCGCGGCGAAUGUGUUCACCGUGUGCACGGGGGGGAUCCUGCUCGCGGCGACGGGGAAGUUGGAUGGGCGGAAAGCGACGACGAAUAAGCGGUUGUAUGAUGAGUUGACUCCGAAAUAUCCCGGCGUGCAAUGGCAAAAACGCGCCCGCUGGGUGCAGGACGGCAAAUUCUUGACCUCCUCCGGAGUUACCGCGGGGAUUGAUGCCGGCUUUGCUUUCCUGGCUAACACCUACGUCGCCCCGGAGGACCGUAAGGCGAAUCCUGCUCCCCAGAAGGCGUCGGCAGCCGGCGACGAGACCCCGAUCCCCGGCUUCAAUAAGGAAAAGGCGCUGGGUUUUGCCCACUUCACGGCCUUUGGGCUGGAGUACCGCUGGCACGAGGAUCCCGCUGAUGAUCCGUUCGUGGACUUGCCGGGGGCCAGCGGUGGGGAUUCGAAGCUUUAAGACUAGUUAGUUAGGUUUCAAAAUACGUUUUAUGCCGGUAUUUUGUGUGUCUUAGAUUCCAAGUCAGAUUGAU
Messenger RNA from Aspergillus saccharolyticus JOP 1030-1, 860 nucleotides. Its product is annotated as DJ-1/PfpI family protein. Bases 29 to 787 code for a protein of 252 amino acids. The record is from RefSeq and is a predicted model, not a curated record. The transcript has 2 exons. Lineage: Eukaryota; Fungi; Ascomycota; Eurotiomycetes; Eurotiales; Aspergillaceae.